UUUUACUUUCUUCAUUCGCUUCCUUGUCUAGCUCUCCAUGCUCGCUGAACACGCCCUGCUCUAGUCAUGAGCUCCUUUCUGUCUUUCCUUAUCGCUUACCUGCUUGGAGGGAUUACACUUUUGCCUCUUUUGUUGGGGCUCCUGUUUCUAUAUGCUUACCUUACCUUUCCGAUAGCUGCGCUCGGUGAACCUGUUCCGGAACUCAAACUCGAGACCGAUGACAAUAGGAUUUUCAAAACGGACGAUGAGAAGCUUGUCAAACGCCUCAAUAGCUCUGCCGAUGUUGCUGACGGUUACUUUGCUGUUACGAGAGAGUUCGUUCCCGGCGGUGUGAAUGGGAAGCCUCCGGAACGGACGUCCCCGGCUGGCAAUACCCAUCCUGUUAGCGAAUCGCCUUCGGUUUAUCAAACUAUGUAUCGUAGCCUCUUCGAGAGAAAGGGUAGUCCCGCUACUGCCGAUGCUGCGAAGAAGGCUGGCCGUAGAGCACGCAAUGAAUUCUUUGUUGUUCUUAGGUGGGUUUCCUGCUGAAUCUAAUGUUUUACCCCACCCCUUUUCCUGACUGACUCCUGCAGACAUGGUCAUCUUAUGCUUUAUGACGACUCGGAUCAGUCUGAGGUUCGACAUGUUAUCUCGCUGAGCCUCUAUUCGGUUAGUAUCUACGGCGGAGGCGAGGAAAUACCGGAGGGCGAGCUCUACAUUCGUCGGAAUGCCAUUUGCCUUUCAAGGAAAGGCAGUGCUCUCGAUAAAGCGCUUGAUAUGGGUCAAAAUGCUAUGCCGUUUUACUUGUUCUCGGAAAAUUGUUCUCUCAAAGAGGACUUUUACUUUGCACUUCUAAAGAAUCUGGAAAAGUCCGAUGAAAUCAUCACCCCGCCUAUACCCCUCCGGUAUGAGCAAGAGCACGUCCUGUCGCUUGUCCGGCGGUUGCACUCAUCGGAGGAACAUUUACAAACCAACUGGGUGAAUGGAUUACUUGGGCGCGUCUUCCUGGCUAUCUACAAGACCUCCGAUGUUGAGAAGUUCAUACGGGCAAGGAUAACGAAAAAGAUAGCGCGAGUCAAUAAACCUAAUUUUCUUUCCAAUAUAGUAUUACAGAAGGUUCAUGUCGGUGAAGGGGUUCCUUCCAUCACCAACCCCCGGUUGAAGGAAAUGACGGUGGAUGGUGAUUUCUGCGCGGAGGCGGACCUUACAUAUGAUGGAAAUUUCCGGCUGGUAAGUUUGAUUAAUAAUUUCCCCCGCUAUUAUUGCAUGCGGAUUUGCUUAUUGCAUGGAUAGGAGGUGGCUGCCAAGGCCACUCUGCAGUUGGCUUCUCGCUUUAAACCAAGGGAGGUCAACUUGGUACUCAGUGUUACCCUCAAAAGACUGGAGGGCCAUGUCCUGAUUAGGAUCAAGCCUCCACCAAGCAAUAGAUUAUGGAUAGCUUUUGGGACCAUGCCCAAGAUGGAGCUCGAUAUUGAACCCAUUGUUGGUUCUCGGCAGGUCAUUUGGGGUCCUGUCCUGCGAACUAUUGAGGGCCGCAUACGUGAAGUAAUAGCAGAAACACUGGUUCUCCCUCAUUACGAUGACACCCCGUUUACGGAUACCAUGUAUCAAGAGGUCCGAGGUGGUAUAUGGGAAGAGCCUGCUCCCUCCGGGCCCUCGGAGGAGGGUUCCGCGGCCGAGAGGGGUUCUGUUGAUGGUGUGGAGAAGGAAGAUAACGGGGAAGCAGCGCGAGCCCCCGCCGACCCACCCCUGGGAGAGACCCCCGACAAGUCGGUGAGCGUGCCGUCCCUCCCACAAGCAGCCCUUGGGAUGGAUAGCAAGAGGGCAGCCUCGGCGAUUGGCCUAAGCGAAAGUGCAGAAAGUUCACGUGCGCCGAAAUCUCCUGGAUUGAAGUCCAGUAAUGGUGAGCGGAAGAAGAAGUCGAGCAGAGCACAGUCUUUAACGUCCAUGGCACCUCCGUCACCAGUUGUGGGUACUGAUGCAGUGAAUGUUACAGCAGUAUGGGGUAAAGACAAUGUUGUCGAUAAGGGCACUGCAACCUCUGCUGUAAUCGCAAUGAGUCGUUCCCGCUCGUCUUCGAGUCCGAAUUCACCUUCGACCAAUUCUCACCCUGUGGGGACACCACCUUCCAAAACCAAACUGUCGCAAAACUCGGAAUCCUCCGCAGAGAUUUCGAAUGACCAGAGAUCGGAAAAGAGUAGUCGUUCCUCGAUAUAUUCAGAGGCCGAAGCGGAUGAACCAGCGAUGCGGGCUGAUAGGGACCCGGUUUGCCCCCCAACCCCAAACGGUAGUCUAUCAAAUAGUCCCGCUCCGAGCUUUCUCGCAAGAACGAUGACAAAUGCAUCGAGUUCAAGCUCUACACUUAACUCACACCCAAUUAAGACCACACCUGAAAAAAUGACGGUAGCAGCGGUUGGUUCCUUAACCACAGCAGUGAAGAAUUGGUAUAAAUCCCGAAAUGUAUCUGGAGAAGCCCCAGUGGAUGCGGCGACUCAGAGUGUGCGAAGGCUUCCCCCGGCAGAAAUCCCGCUCCCCCCAACCAGGAAGACUCCGCCCAUAAAUGUGCCCAAGCGGAGAGCCGUGCCACCUCCGCUCCUGCCUGCUCGAAACAAGCCGAAGCACCAAACACUCGCCCCGCCAGUCCCGCCAAGGAGUGCUGGUGGAACGGGAUCUGAUGAAUUAUUGGUUGUUGCUGCACCAGACUCGGAACCCACAACGCCUUCCUCUGCUGUAGCCGAGGAGGGCGACAGUUACACCGCGGGGGGCGGAAGUGAGAGUUUGGGAUCGAAUAUCAUGUUUCCCGGAAAUGAAUCGUCCUCGGCUUCGGCCUCAGUUUCACCUGGCAUACCCAGGCGAGGAAGUUCGUCCCCUCCUCCCGAAGAGGGUAGUCAGUGGGAGCGAGAUCGCAAGAGACUUGCCAGGAGAAACACGGAUGAGGAAGAAACUGAGCAAUGGCAUGCGGCAGAGGAGGCCGAGUUAAGAACCAAGGUUCCAUGGGAGCCAGACGAGGCCUUAACA
This is a messenger RNA of Tuber aestivum (summer truffle), 2997 nucleotides long. NCBI's taxonomy places the organism in Eukaryota, Fungi, Ascomycota, Pezizomycetes, Pezizales, Tuberaceae. The record is from the annotation of a GenBank genome assembly.